AUGCACCAUCAAAAAUACUACGACAUGGAGCAUCUAAAAAAAUACUUCGCUAGCAAACUGAGGGAGUCCUGCCAAGCUGUCCUGACUUCAUACAAAGUUUCUGUAGAGAUGAUAUCCUCACUUAGAGAGGAGUUGCAAGAUAGUCUGAAUAAUGCCAAUAGAUCAAUCGAGGAAUCUAGUUCUUCAGGACAACAUUGUAAAGGAAAGCAAAAUCUGCUUUCUUUCAUUCCCGAGAAUCCCACAAACUGA
This is a messenger RNA of Acanthoscelides obtectus, 249 nucleotides long. NCBI's taxonomy places the organism in Eukaryota, Metazoa, Arthropoda, Insecta, Coleoptera, Chrysomelidae. The record is from the annotation of a GenBank genome assembly.